Molecule: messenger RNA, 714 nt
Organism: Entrophospora sp. SA101
Lineage: Eukaryota; Fungi; Glomeromycota; Glomeromycetes; Entrophosporales; Entrophosporaceae
Source: the annotation of a GenBank genome assembly
AUGACAUUAUUAACAUUUUUUGGAUGUGCACUAACUGCGUAUGGGCCAGCUCUUAGUAUAUUUUUCUUACAUGUAGCUAGAGAUGCUCAACUUGUAUUAUUGAUGGUGUCUAGUGCAUUUUUCUGGCUAAUUUCAAUAUUUUUGGCUUCAAUAAUUUGGGUUAUAAUUAAACCUCUAAGAGAUAACAACCUUUUCACAAUAUUCUAUAGUGUCUUGUUGCAAGAAUUGUUUCGAUGGUUUUUCUUUAUAAUUCUAAAACGUGCCAAGUAUGGAUUAAAUUUAGUUUCCAAGAAUCCAAAUUCUCCAUACAAUGAGCAUUCGUUUGCUUUUGUAUGUGGAUUAGGAUAUGGAUUAAUAAACGGAUCAAUAACUUAUGUUACACUUUUAGUAUAUUCAAUUGGACCUGGAAUAUUGAUGUGUAAAUCCUGCCCAUUCCUAUCAUUAUAUUUUGUUGGAGCAAUCACAACAUGUCUUUUUAUAUUGUUACAUAUAACUUGGAUGAUGACGGCAUUUGAAGGAUUUAGUAAUCCCAAGAGAAAAUUUUCUUAUAUUUUAUUUACCAUGUUAAGUCAUUUUGGAGCAUCUUAUACGACAUUAUUAAAUGAGUCAACUAUUGAAUUUGGAUGUAUUUAUUCUCUAAUGAUAAAUCUUACUCUCUUAAUUUCUUCAGUUCUAAUAAUGUCAUUAGCAUUGAAGAAAGUAGUCAAAGAGUAA